UUGUGGUUCUGUGGGGCUGCUGAGCCCUGGAGAGGUUUCCACUGUGUGUUUGACCUUAGAUUUUGAGCAGAGGGCCCCAGGCCCAUCCUCCCGCCUUGAGAGGCCAAGAGAGACAGCCAAAUCCUGUGGAGGCCCAGUGAGCCCGUGGAGUCCGUGGCCUGCUCUCAGCGCACAGCUGCUUGGGGACAGACCUUGCGGUGUGGCACAGCAUAAGUCUAGCCCAGAGAAGACACGUGCAGAAAGCUGACGUGUGCUCCCUCUCUGUCAGGUCCAGCUGUGUCCUGUUGUCCAUCAGCUCCAGAUCCUGGUCAGCUCUUCCCAACCUCAGAGAAGCCAUGGGCGCCUGCUGCAUUCGGUGUUUCCUGCUCUUUCUGCUGGGAGCCUCCCUCUGGACUUUGGUCCGAAAUCUGCGCUGUGAGGUAGGCACAGCCCUGAGUUUAGAAGACGAUCCGAGUCAAACCUUUAACUGGACCUCGAAGGCCGAGCAGUGCCUCCCUGGAGAGCUGUGCCAGGAGACCGUGGUGUUAAUCAAAGCUGACGGAGGCAAGACUGCCCUUCUGGCCAGUAAGGGCUGCACCCCUCAAGGCACGGAGUCCAUGACCUUCAUCCAGUACACGCCGCCGCCUCCGGGGCUGGUGGUGGUCUCCUACAGCAACUACUGCAACGACAGCCUCUGCAACAGCAAAGAGAGCGUACGCUCCUUCUGGUAUCAGCCGGGGGCCGCAGCGACCGCCCGUCCGCCCGGAGCCCUCCGCUGCCCAACUUGUGUGGCUCUGGGGUCCUGUACCAGUGCCCCCUCUCUGCCCUGUGCCAAUGGCACGACUCAGUGCUACCAAGGAAGACUUGACUUCUCCGGAGGAGGCCUGGAGUCCACCGCUGUGGAGGUCAAGGGCUGCACCACCGUCGUCGGCUGCAGACUGCUGGCCACCCUGAACUCAGUGGGACCCCUGACCGUGAAGGAGAGCUGUGGCUACCGCCCAGUCCUUCAGCCCCGACAGGCAGAGAGCGGGGGCCCCUGGGGGCACGCUUCGCUGUGGGCGCUGGAGCUCCUGCUGCCGGCGGUGCUGCUGGCCCUCGCCCACUUCCCGUGA
Messenger RNA from Psammomys obesus (fat sand rat), 1091 nucleotides. RefSeq names its product testis expressed 101 (gene Tex101). NCBI's taxonomy places the organism in Eukaryota, Metazoa, Chordata, Mammalia, Rodentia, Muridae. Gene Ontology annotation, cellular component: plasma membrane raft; plasma membrane. Bases 336 to 1091 code for a protein of 251 amino acids. The transcript is spliced from 5 exons. Gene Ontology annotation, biological process: leukocyte cell-cell adhesion; positive regulation of neutrophil degranulation; cell-cell junction maintenance. The record is from RefSeq and is a predicted model, not a curated record.